This is a messenger RNA of Naegleria gruberi, 993 nucleotides long. RefSeq names its product ras family small GTPase. NCBI's taxonomy places the organism in Eukaryota, Heterolobosea, Eutetramitea, Acrasida, Naegleriidae. Bases 1 to 993 code for a protein of 330 amino acids. Gene Ontology annotation, molecular function: GTP binding; GTPase activity; GDP binding. The transcript is spliced from 3 exons. The record is from RefSeq and is a predicted model, not a curated record. Gene Ontology annotation, biological process: signal transduction. Gene Ontology annotation, cellular component: plasma membrane.
AUGUCUACUAAGCAAUCAUCAUCAGCCUUUCUCUCAUUACCCAACGAAAUACAUCGACAUAUUCUCUCUUUUCUAAUUCCUUCGGAUAUUAAACAAGUUGAGUUUUCGGUUCGGAAGGCAUGUGCACUGAGCAUUAUCAAGUUUCAAGCACUUAAUUCCAAACUCUGCAAAGAAACUAACAAGUAUUUGAUGGAGGAAUUUUGGUGGAAAUUAUUUCAAGUGGAUUUAGGAACGAAUGCAUCACUGGGGGAAGAAUUAAACAAAUUGAAAGAGGAAAUGAUUAGAAAGAAUGUUUUGAGGAGGAAACUGUUAUUGAUGAGGUUUAUUAAAUCUGCAGUGAAGAGUUCAAAGAGUGUUUGGGAAAAGGAUAUUAUUAAAAUGGUCAUUAUGGGAGAAGCAAGGGUUGGUAAAACAGCCUUGACUAUUCAAUUUAUACAGGGUGUAUUUGUUAGUUUAUAUGAUCCAACCCUGGAGGAUUCGUAUAGGAAGGAAGUUUCUGUUGAUGGGGCACCUGUCUUUGCUGAAAUUCUGGAUACUGCUGGUCAGGAGGAAUUUGCAGCAUUAAGAGAUGGUUAUAUUAGAGAUGCAAUGAGUUUCAUACUGGUCUGCUCUCUGGAUAACAGUGAAUCCUUGAAAAAUUUAAAUGGCAUGGUAAAGAAAAUUUUGAACAUUAACGAAAAUGCUGGAUUACCCAUGGUUUUCGUUAUUAACAAGAUUGAUAUUCCACAAACAGAAAUUCAAAUUUCCAUUACUGAUUGUAAGAAUGAAAUUAACCAAAUUAUUACUCGAUUCCAAUUGAAAAACACAAGAAUUAUUGAAGCAUCUGCGCAGGACAAGUUGAAGAGUGAUUUAGUAUUUAAUGAAUGUAUGAAAAUGUCGAAAAGCUUCUCACCUGAUGAUUUACAACUAUUACAAACAAUCAUUGUACAAGACUCAAAUAUUUUAGAAAAAUAUAGAAGGAACAACAGUGGAAAAAAGUGUUCAAUUAUGUAA